CAUCAGAGUUCACAAUGCUAACUUUAUUYUUGUAAUUUCUUUUGCUCAUUUUUGCAAGAUUUCGACUUGUCUUAGCUGGGAAAUUACCCGUCGACGAUGUGGUCAAGUAUAAAGAACUUCUUUUAUCGACACAGAAGAAAAUUUGUAAUCGGAGGAGUCGUGAUCGCUGGCGUUUAUGCUGCCGCGAAAUAUGCACAAUGGCRAGUUGAAGAAUGGAAGGACGCACAAGAACGAGAAUAUAUCGAACACGCUCGUAAACAGCACCACUUUGAGAGCAAUCAACGAACUUGUAGCAUAACAUUAUACUCUUUAAUACCUUCUCUCAAAGAYUCCUUACUUGAAAAGCUUAAUUCUGAGGAGCUCACUGCAAAACUUCGUGACAAGAACUCYAAUGUCAACAAAGUUGAAGUCUGGGAAAAGUUGAAAGUCUUGAGCUUCUCGCGAACCCUAACUGCAGUUUAUUCAUCUUGUUUAUUGUUCGUUUUUUUGCGUGUUCAGCUUAAUAUCAUUGGAGGGUACAUGUAUUUGGAUAGCAUAGACGCCAGGAAGGGACAAGGAGAAAAUGGAAUCACUCCUAGAGUGGCUGAAGACAUGCAGAAAAAAUAUCUWGCUCUUGUGAAGUAUUUACUUAGUGAAGGCUUGGAGGAUAUGAUUCGAGGGAUAGAGCAAGCUACUGAGGCUGUUCUACAAGAAAUAUCACUCAAGGAAAAAUUCACUGCCCACAGYCUCACACAAUUGGUCAAUCACAUUCGUCAAACCUUUGAGUUUACCCAACAUGCAUGUCAUGCCGAAAGAGCUGAUGAAGAAAGCCCCCUGCUCGCCAGUUCAAAGCCAUUUUGUCAGUUCAUGGUUCCUGURGACUUAGAGGGCCUUAAUAUGUAUGGUGAUGAGGGRAAUGGGAGGUUUUUGCACCUUGUGGAGGAAACACUCGAUGURUUGGARAGUGAUGACUGUAUCGCUGUGUUGCAGUCCUGUUUGGAUGCCGCAUUUAAACAUUUAAUGACUAAUGUUGGUGCUUUCUUUGAACCAGAGAUAGGUACUGAUGAUCCAACRGCCAAUCAACAAGCUGCAAGUCUUCCUCUUGCUAAGAUUAUCCCAAUCAUGAAUGGGCAGAUUCAUCACUUGCUGAGYGAYCCUGACARCCAUUACAUUCAGGAUUUGUUUAGAGUGAAGUGUACUGGAGAAUUUGCUGCAAAUGUUUAUGAGGCUUUCUGUACUGAGAUAGACUGACUGUGAAAUGUUGAUGUACAUGUACAUUUGGUGAGUUAUUGAUGGAUAUAUAUUCUGAAUAUAGACUUUAUUGUGUAUAAGGCCAUUUAGCAAUCAUACAUAUGACAUAUUUUGUAGAUAAGUAGAGAAUAAGCUUUUGUAUGAGUUUGUAAUGCAUAAGAAAAAUGAAUAAAAUGUUCAUGAUUUUAA
Messenger RNA from Exaiptasia diaphana, 1419 nucleotides. RefSeq names its product peroxisomal biogenesis factor 3. The record is from RefSeq and is a predicted model, not a curated record. Gene Ontology annotation, molecular function: protein-macromolecule adaptor activity. Gene Ontology annotation, biological process: protein import into peroxisome membrane. Lineage: Eukaryota; Metazoa; Cnidaria; Anthozoa; Actiniaria; Aiptasiidae. The transcript is spliced from 3 exons. Bases 97 to 1230 code for a protein of 377 amino acids. Gene Ontology annotation, cellular component: peroxisomal membrane.